Molecule: messenger RNA, 519 nt
Organism: Culicoides brevitarsis
Lineage: Eukaryota; Metazoa; Arthropoda; Insecta; Diptera; Ceratopogonidae
Source: the annotation of a RefSeq genome assembly
AUUAAUUUUAUUAUAAUGAUAUUUUUAUUAAUUAAUUCAUUUAUAUUUACUCAAUUAACCCAUCCUAUAGCAAUAGGAUUAAUUUUAUUGAUGCAAACUAUAUUAACUUGUUUAUUUACAGGAAUUUUAUCAAAAACUUUUUGAUUUUCUUACAUUUUAUUUUUAAUUUUUAUUGGGGGGUUAUUAAUUUUAUUUAUUUAUAUAUCAUCUUUAAAUUCUAAUGAAAAAUUUAAUUUUUCAAGAAUAUUUUUUUUAAAAAUAUUCAUUUUAUUUAUGAUAAUAAGAUUUUUAUUUAUAAUAUUCAAUAAAUUAUUUAUUGAAUUAUUUUUUAAUCAUGAAAUAAUAAAUUUUUUCUCUAAUAUUAAUUUAAUAAAAGAAAAUUUUUUAAUUAAUUCAAAAAUAUACGAAUUACCUAAUAAUUUUUUAAUAAUUUUUUUAAUUAAUUAUUUAUUAUUUAAUUUAGUAAUUGUAGUAAAAAUUACUAACUUUUUUUAUGGGCCUUUACGAAUUUCUUACUAA